Molecule: messenger RNA, 9826 nt
Organism: Orbicella faveolata
Lineage: Eukaryota; Metazoa; Cnidaria; Anthozoa; Scleractinia; Merulinidae
Biological process (GO): establishment of epithelial cell polarity; cilium assembly
Cellular component (GO): ciliary transition fiber; centriole; ciliary basal body
Source: RefSeq, a predicted model, not a curated record
UUAGUAUUUUAGUCUUCAACUGGAAUAAUUGGCAGGAUUCUUGUAACAUGCCCUUUCAGAAAACAAUUUUAUUUUGAGAAAUGGAUACCAGUUGAAAUUUGAUAUUUGAGGGAAAAUUUCUGACUAGACAGAGAACUUCAGGCAGAUAAAAAGGGCCAUGCAAAUGCAUUUCAGACUGAAUUUUCUAUUUCCAGUAAGUUGAAAAAGCUUUCCAAUAAUAACAAACUAGUGGACUACAUUGUACGUUUUUCUGAGUCAUGGUCUACACUGUUACAGAUCAUAGAAAUGACACCAGAAAAUGUCCAUGUGCUUCUACUUGAGUCUUAUGAUUUAUGAUUCUCUGAGUGUGUAAAACACAACAAUCUAGUUGAUUUGUUUAAAAGUGACUUCACUCAAUUAAGCAACUCGAAGAAUCUUGAGAUUAACAGGUUUUAAUCUUCAUACCUCGCACUGACAAUAAUUUGGGAGUGACUCUUUCAGAAUUUACAAUCCAGUUUCCAAGAAAGCUCAACUACAUGUAUGAAUCAUGUGCACAUAACCUAAUUUGAUUCUAUUUUCUCCAGGGUUUGGAUGAUAUGGAGUCAGAUCUGUUUGGUGGAUCCCUAGGAAAGAAGGCCACACCCAACAAACCUACAAAAUCUGUGAAGAAUGCAUCAGAACCAAAGAAGAUAAACACUGAUAAUGAACGACCCCCUAGUGUAGACUCCACAAGGGCAAAGAGCUCUUCUCCAUCCUCUGCAAAAACUGGUGAGAAAAAAGACACCAAACAAGACUCUGGUGCUGUUGCCACCAAACCAAAAGAAACACAAAAACCAAGAAAAAAGUUUGAUUUUGGAGAAUUUGAUGAAGAUGAUCCCUUAGCUGGUCUUUUGUCGGACGAAGAUGAUGAUCCAAAACCAAAACCUAAAAAGUCCACAACUGCCAAGAAAGCUGGCUCAUCAGGGAUAUCCAGACAAGACUCCACUGAAGAAAGGCCAAAGUCCUCAAGAGGGCGUCGAUCAGCCAAUCCAGAGCCUGCAAAUUCACCGUCACCUCCUGUAACACCAGAACAUCAACUUGCCGUCAGGAGGGACAAAGAUGGAAGUGGAACUGUAUCUUCCCCUCCUGGAUCCCCAGCAGCUGCACCAGAUAGCAGGGGGGAAGAUGUGAGAUCUUCCCAGGCAUCUCCUCAAGACAAAGGCAUUGGAAAGACAGCUGCCAGGAAAGCGAAGCCAAGCAAAGAUGAGAUCAAUUUUGAUUCAGAUGAAGAUCUACCUGGUCUAAAUGAUUCUAUUGAAAAGACUCCGAGAGACUCACCCACCCCACCCCCAAGAUCAAAGCCAGAACUUAGCAACAGAAAGAAAAGUCAAGAGUCCUCUGGGGAUAUUUUUGGUGAUGACGAUGAUCUGCCUGGCACAGAGACCAGAAGUGACAGUCCCUCAAAGAAUUCUCGUUUCAGUGAACUUUUGGGUAAAAAAGAGAAAGAUGAACCUAAAAAGCAAGUUCCUAAGUCACUGGAUGACUUCAUGGCCAACAUCAGUGGGAAGUCAUCUGCUGGAAGUACAGCAAGUAAGAAAGUUUCAAGUCCUACAUCUGAGGAGUCGUUUCAGUUUGGAGGCUACAUGCCUUCUGCAGCCUCCAGCAGCCAGUCACGCAGCCGAGGGGGUCUGGCCAGACCAGACACAGCUCCCGGCUCCACCAAGCGCUCCGUGAGGUUUUCAGAUGAUCUGGGACUUGGUGACGAAUUGUUUGGAAGUGAGCGGCCCUCUACAGCUCCGGGUGAAAGAUCAGGCAGAAGGCUGGCAAAGAGAGGUGAAAAAGAUGAGAACAUCAAUGGAUCGUAUUUGGAUGAUAAAAAGAAACCACCAGAAGGUAACAAGCCAACUAGAAGAGAAACAACUAGUAAUGCUUCAGAGGAAGUCAAAGAUGAGGCAGUUAAAAAUCCACAAGCUGUUAAACCACAGGAUGACAGGUCACCGGCUGUACAAGGAUCAAAACCAAGUGGUGGAGGCGGCGGCGGCGGGGGAGACUGGUUAGGACUGGGUGGUGGCGAUGACGAUGGAGGCCUGGAUCUAAAUAAAGUUCCCCUCAAAACAAACACACCGUUUCCCAGAGAGAGCACAAAGGAGUCGCCAAGCACACAAGCUCCCCCGGAACGUCAAGAGAGGCAAGCGUCUCCGCCAAGAAGGGCCGGCCGGCGCCGGGGGGACGGUGAUAAUGAUGAGUUCUUACGCAUGCUGGGAAUCACUGCUGACGAGCCUCAUAAGCCAAAACAGGUGGAGUCAGCUGAUGACAGCGGCAAGUCGUCAUCUUUCCCAUGGGAGUCACCAGGAGGCAGUCCAAGGAGAGGAAGACGGUGGCGUGAUCAGGCGAGUCCACAAAGUUCGCUGGAUACACCAGAUCCUGCACCUAGUCAGGGUGGUCCUGUGCAUAAGCCACAGCCAACAGCUGGACAGGAGGGUCCCCUUGACAGGCAGCAGCUGGCAGCUGGUCAGGGAGGUCCGCUAGACAGGCCGCAGCAGGGUCAGGGUGAGGGUGGUCCCUUAGAUAACGAGGAAGCUAGAAGGAGAGGUAUGCAAGGUAAACGCCAAGCAUCUAUUAAUCAGGACACACCAAGACCUGGAACUGAACAGCAACCGGUUAAUCGACCUCCAGUACAAGUUCAGCCUGGAUCACAGCUGUACCCUGCACAGGCCAGUGUCGUUCCUCCUGCUUCAACACCUACUGCAGUAUCACAUGUACCACCCCCGCAGUCAGUUCCAGUACAACUCGGCCCUCCCCAUCCACAGGAAUAUCCAUCACAGCAGCCAUAUACAGCCAGUCCCAUCUCCCCUCAGGGCAACAUUCCACCGCAAAUGGGAGCCCAGCCAUACACUCAUCAAUCGUAUCCUCAGUACCAAUCUUCUCCUUUCGCUUUGCCUACCGGCCACAAUCUACCCCAGACCCUUUCCUACCAACCUCAGUACCAGUCCCCUGCUGGAUUUCAAUCAUCGCCCCAGAUCCCUCAACCAACAUCGCUGGAAAGACUCGAAAUGACAAAGCUGAAAGCUGAGAGUGAGCUGCAGCAGAGUCGAUUGAUGGAGUAUGAGGUGACAAGUGAACACCGCGAACAGCAGAAGAUGCGGCUUGAGGAAGAAGUGAAAGAGCUGAUGAAGAAAGUACAGGAGAUGGAGGGCAUCAGGCACAAGAAGGACUUGGACGCCACGAGUAAGGUGUCAGAGUUAGAAGGAAAGGUCCGCCGUUUAGAACUUGAGCGAGAGCAAUUGUUGUCCACGAUUGAGGCACUGAAAACGAGACACAAGGAUGAACUGACUAAUAUCGAUUCUUCUCACAAAUCUCACUUGAAGACUUUGGAAGACUCUUAUCAACGUCGCGAACAAAGACUGAAAGACGAGACCGACCUAAUCAUCCAGCAAAAUAGCGAAAAGUUAAGAAUCUUGGAGACUGAAAAAGCUGACUUACAAACAUCUCACAACCGAAAACUUUCAGCUCUAGAGACAGCGAAAAACAACGAGAUAGAAACACUAAAAGACCUUCAUCGGCGAGCGUUAGAGCAAUUUCGCGCAGAGCACGAAGAAGAGGUCGCGCAUCUGAGAAGGCUCAAAGAGCAAGAGGUGUCAGCGGCUACCAGUGCGCAUGCUCACACCAAGUCGCUCCAGUCUCUCAUGGAUCAAGUGUUAAACUCGACUCGUGAAGUGAGCGACUUACGUCAGAAGAUCGAGGUCACUCAUAAGAGUGGUCUUGAUGAGCGCGAACUCUCCGCCAGGGCCCGGGACGAGUACUUGAAACAACUGCAGGAGAGGUUGCACAGGCAGCAAUCUGAAAAUGACGAAGAAAGGACCAGGUUACAAGGCCUGGUCUCCAAGAUGGAACUACACAUGCGUGAACAGACGCGUCAGGUUGAUCAAGAGAGAUGGCGUUUGUCUCAGGAGGAGUCUCGACUGAAGGCUCUUCAGGCAGCACUGGAGGACGAGCGACGAAUCACAAUGGAACAGCUGUCUUCACAAAGAGCUGAGGUACAGCGCGCCCGUGAUGACCUGGUGCGAGAGCAAAGAACCACCAUGACUCAAAUCCAAGAAGAGCGGCGGUCACUGGCCACAGAGCGUGCCCAGCUCUCCUCGGCUCACAGAGACCUGAUAAGUAGAGAGAAACUGAAGACUGAGACGAGUGUGCAGGCCGAGGCUGAUCUGGGGGCGACUGCGGUGAAGAUUAAAGAAGACGCCGCUGCCCUGAGUGUGCGGGAGGCUCAACUGAAACAGGAAGAGGAGAGACUAAGGAGAGAGAAACUUGAAUUUGAGCGACAGCGGAGUGGAUUUGACGAAGAAAGGGACCGAAUAGGAAAAUUAGGCCUGGAAGUACAGAAGAGGUCACGAGAGAUUGACGAACUUUGCUCAGAUGCUGGUCGGGUGCGUGACGAGGGCGAGCAAGCCCUGGAACUAGCCGAACGGGUGCGAGUGAACGCUGAGGCUCAGCGAGCUGAAGCUGAAGGAAUGUUCCUUGUCGCGCAAGAGAAAGAGCGACAGCUGGCCCAGGAUCGUCUUGCUAUCGCGCAUGAGCGACGUUUGCUGGAGAAGGACAAGCAGACAGGGCGGUGCUGGCAGUGUGAUGGACGGCGAACAAAUCCAGCAGAAGAAAUACAUACUUCAGAUUCACCCGCAGUGGACACGUCAAUCCUUACCCACCCCUCCCUGCCAAUGUCAGCUCCUGGGACUCCUGAUUUGUUGGUAAACAGUCUUGAGUUGAAAAGAAUACUUCGGAAAUGGUCCCAUGACAAAGAAAAGGACGAGGAAUUCCUUGAGCAGGAAGCCCAGUUUCUCAACAGACUACAGAGGUCACGUGAUACCAGCAAACAUAAGUCCAAUGGUUCUCUGAAUUCAACAGUUUACUACAUAUGAUCACGUGAGUCGUGUAUUGUCAGGCCUGUUUAGCAAGUCUACAGCUCUCAGUAUGCCUCAUGCGGCCCAUUGAACAAACUGAACGAAUUAUAUACUAGUAUUAAAACAUAUAUUUUCACGAUUACUUCUUUUGUUCCCAGAGUGUUUAUAGUGGUUAGGUCAAUCUUUUUUGUCUUCUUUAUUUAUUAGCUUCAGAUGAAAAUAUACUUUCUCCUAUUUACGGCUAGUAAUCAGAAUAUGUGAAAACUGUACAAACUUGAAUAAUCAAUGUGGGCUCAGCAGACGUUUAGGGUCAUUUUAAGGUCGUUUCAGUCUUGUUAAGCUUCCUUUUAUUUCUGUUGUGUUUUGAUUCAUUUCAAGCCAUCAUCUUAACAUUUUAUAUUACCUUUCUGAGAGCAGUCGGUACAUGACAGAAUACCUUAAAACUGGGAUCUAACUCCUUUUAAAUCUAAUUUCUCAUUGUUAUCUUGUUCAGUAAAUUAUUAAACAGAAGGAAGAAGUGAAUGGAGAAAAUCGUAAUCUAAAGAACAAUUGCUGGCCGAACUACCUCAUUCUCAAACCUAACAGUAAACAAACGUUAUGACGUUCAGUUAGGAGAAUUGAUCAUUUGAGCUCGGGACUACUAUCUGUCACAUAUUCGUACGUUUAUAAAAGAACUUGCAAAAUACGGAACUGAUUUUUUUUGGAGACGAGAAAAAAGCUAGUUGAACAUGUUUGUGAACCAGCGGGCAAGUAAAAUAACUUACUUUGUAGUGACCUGAACGGUAAGGGCAAAAUUAUCGUCUGUUUCAGCAUUGUUACGAAGAAGUACAAACUAUGAUCACGAUAAACGUCAUUGCAAAAUGACCUAAAAAUAUCUUCUAACUUCCCCGAUAAGAGACAUUAUUGAGGGAUCUUUUCUUAUGAAAGACAUGCCAUUUGCUUAGUUUAUUUUUGUUCAUUUUCAAACUGAGUCUCUUGGACAUUUUCUCAUAAGCUGUUUUUGUUCGCUCUUGUCUCCCUGUAAAGAGCUUUACAAAGAUAAACUACCCUUUUCGUUGAACUGAAUUCACGGUCUUGAAGCUAAGUCACCCUCCCUCCUACGGUAUUUAACUCAAUAGCUCUCUUGCUACCGGCUUCCCUUCGCUGUCUUACAAUGUAGACGUUUACAGCCGAUCCUUUCGUUUUACUGAACUCAAUGUAGACUAAAUUAAACCAUGACGUCAGUCAUCAACCAUUUAUCGCGACGAAACCAAGUUCGUUCUGGAAAAUUGAGGCUCUGUGCAUAUUGAGCACAUUAAGCACAUAUAGUUUGAAGCCUAACUUACUGAAUAUGUUACAUUCAUAGACUGGACAUCAAAUGCUCUGUGCUAGAUUUUUGCUUAAGAUACGGCCUAGUUGGCCAGAAUUGUCUGAAGACUAGCCAUACUUGUACGCGAUUCUCUCAUCGCACGAAAGAAGGAACAAUGCUGCAGACGUCAACUGGCUGUGAAAGCGCGUUUUAGUUGACAACAAAGCAAGUUUAUGUACGACAAGCACUCAUGUAACACUUACAACUCUUGUCGUCACAAUAGGGUCUCGAUAGAAGCACAUUCAUUAAUCAAGUCAAUCAGUGGAACUAUUAACCUUGGACUGUGACAAGACGUGCGCGUCUGGGCACUUCAACUCUUAUUUGAUAAGAUCAAUAUUGAGUUUUUUGAGGCAUGACAUUUGGAAAAUUAUGAGAGUCCAUCUGUUGCUCCGAAAUACAGUAAUGUUCAUUUGCCAAAAGUCAACUCUCUAUAUUGUAUUAAGCACCUAAAAUAUUGGCAUUUUAAGUUUUAAUUUCUCCGUAUAAACGUCUUUUGUUUUGUCUCCGUCCCUUCACUUUACGAUACAUUUGUAUGAAACAACACCAGUUUUUGAACUUCGUGUCUUCCAGUCGUCCAGAGAUGCUAGUAAUUUGAAAUAAUUUCUAGAUAAUAGCAGCAAGUCUCUAUCCUUGCAUUGUGGGGGUUUGAUGUUUUAAAAAACGUUGUGACAUCAAUUGAACACUCUAUAAAGAAUUUGAGUAACGAUAGGUAUGGUGUAAAUACUGUUACGUUUUCAAAUAAUUUUGUCCCUCUCUUCUUUACAAAACAAGAGACAAGUGGACGAGGCAGAAGCCACGCACCUCUUCGGAACCAGUAAUUUCAUUCGCUCCCCGUUUAACGCACUUCUUUUGUGUUAAGGGCUUGGUUCAUUAUUUCUGUCGUUUGUUCAAUUGUUUUUCAGGCAACUAAAAGGUGCGUCGCGCCUCGGACAAGGCAUCUCAUGAAACUACAGUUCUAGUACCAUUUGGUUGACUGCAUAGGUCCGCCAUAUGCUUAAUACAUUAUAACGAGACGACAAGGCAAUCGUAGUUUUUUUUCUUGUUAUUGUUUAGAAACAGAUUCUUUCUCCAUUCUGUUGCCAAGGAUACGUGACGGUUCACGUAAGCAUCAGACUUAAGUUUGAUCUUGACGCCAUAAAUAAUUAGGAAAAACCAAAACUCUAUAUCAGUAUUGUUGUUUUUUUCUCCAUCAGUGUAAUUAAUAGUAUUAUAGCUUAUUUGUGGCCAAGCACGGUAACUUGCUGUUAUUUGUUUUGCUACAGCUGGACUCGAUACAAAGUGUGUUUUGCAAUCUACAAACGAAUACCAUUAAUAUAUUACUUUAAGAUAUAAACUCCGAGAGAAAUUAAGCCACUUCUCGAAUACUUAAAAACAUUUUGAAGAUUGCGUUGGUUAAAUACCUUAUCAACAAAGGAUUCUAAUUCAGGCUUGUCAUAAAGAGCAGCCAGUAACAACCAUGAGUUCAUCAUGCUUGACGUCAUGCGGCAGGACGACACUUAAGCUGGUUUUCACCAACUUUGUUCCCAGGGCCUCUCUUCUGUUAGGCCAUGGGGGCGACCAUGGGAACUGCGAAGCAAAGUUACGUGCGCGGACUCGGUAAAGAUGUUGAUAAUUUGAACCUUUUGUCAAGAACGUUUCCUAACAAUAACCUAUUACUCACCGAGCGCGAGGGCCGUACUGUGGAAUAUUGGCCCGAAGUCAUGGCAAUAGGGACCGAGCGCAGCGAGGUCCGUACCAAGAGCCGAUAUUCCCUAGUACGGCUCGAGCAAGCUACUAGGUCAGUAGAAGCCUUAAGAUUACCAGGGAAAUGGGGUUUACUCUAGUGACAAAUCAAUUGGCUAGCCUAGGUAACAAAAUUUAGUUAAAUGUCACAUUGACUGGCGCGAUCUAUAGAAUUCCUAGUAGUGAUGUAAUCUUAAUUUCUCUCGUUUACCUUCUCAUAACGAAUUCAAAUAGGUAUACGUUAUGAAAAUGACGGAUCUAAUCAUCUCAUGACUUCGAAAUGUUUUCACUUGCCCGCUGGCACUUGCUUAGUCUGACAAAGGCUAUUUUUUAACGUGGUUUGCAAACAGCCCAGGCGAUUAUUCUACUUUUCCUACGAUUUUAUUUUGGAAAGUUCUAAGUGAUCGCUAAUCUAGUAUUUUGUAAAAUGACAAAACGCGAAUCAUUGUUAGCUCUCUUAUGCUGAUCGAUCGAAUUAUUGGAUCUAUUCUCUUGUAGUUGGACAAAAUACUGGUGUCCAUAACAUGUACAAAAUCGUGUAAGUUAGAGAUGAGAUUGUACAUAUUUUAUUAUGUAUAGUAAACCUAAAAUAAACAUUUUGAUAUCAAAAUACUUGCGUGUGUAGUAAACCGUUUGUUUAAGUAAUUCUAAGAUUCCCCAAGGCACUGGGUCACUCGACACGGCCAGACAUCUUGAGAAUUCUCUUUGGCGGAGAUUAAAUCUUUGCUAUCAUUUAUUAAAGAGGCAAAUUAGCUUCAUUAAGUUGCAGUAACACCUAUAUCUUUGAUCCUGUCACUUGUCAAACGUUUGUUUCAUCACGGUAAACUCUCUCUUAUAUAGACUUAACUUCCUUUACAUACGCCGUUUUAUAGUUUACAAUGCACGGAUUAAAUUAUUUUCGUCUCAUCCUUAUGAACUGUAUGACUUAAAAUAUUUGCGGCUUUUAAUAUUUGAGAUUGUUCCACGAUCUAAAAGCAUUCGUUCCCAGCUGAGGAAAAAAAAAAUGUGCUGACAUUCUCUGUACUUUUAAAAUUGCCUAUUGCCGAUUGUUGCGUUGUGUUCGUUUAUUCAAUGUACCUCUUUCUUACCAAAAAAAUUGCUGUGGAGAUACGAGCUGUUAUGUGAAUUUUCCUGCUCUGUUUUACUGCAUUUCUGUGAUUAUCCUCUUCACUUAAAAGAUUGGCUUGGAGUCACACAAUGGAAAAAAAAUUCGCAAGUUUUCUUCCGCUUUAUGCAUGGGACAUGUGGGUAUUACCAUUUCCACUCGUAUUCACUCACUUGUCGUUGUGGUUUCGCCUUUCUUAUAGUGUUUGAAUAUUCUCUUUGUAUUGUUACCGGCCUUCAAGGGAUAUCUCUACUCCUCACAAACCGGCCCUCCAUGGUUCUCACGGCUCGAACGAACAGCAAUUGAAGGACUGUUUGAAACAUCAUAAUUAUUGCAUGUUGUUCAGUUUAUCGUUUACAUAUUUCAUUUUGCUGAAAACGUCACUUAAUGGACUCUCCCAAGAACAUAUUCGGUAUCUCCAAAUAGCGAACAACACAGCCCCCCAAAAAAACCAAAAUAACUUUUUUGAAAACUCCCACAAACAUUUCCUACUUUAUGCUUCUUCAAAUAUUGUAUUCACAACACAAUAUUCCAUGAAAAUGGAGAUACACCGACCAUUCAAAUGCAGCGGCUUUAAAACCACAUGAUAUUGUACAGUUCUAUGAAAUUUUACAUUACUGCGCCUUUAAAUAACAUGCGGACUCUAAAAUUCAAAGCUCUCACUCAACCGACAAAUGCGUUUUUCGCUACCGUCAAUAAAAUGUUCGGCGGCUGCUCCCAGCUUCCCACUACUGCUGAGCACUGUUUCGUUGUCUGAACUGUGCUCAACGAUUUGAUUACCACGCGCUCGGCAGU